AUGGCUGCCGCGAAGAGAAGGCCAUACAGCUCACUGGGAUGUCUUUGUCUUUUACAGGGAAUCCUUCUGAAGCGAAGUGGCAAAUCCCUCAACAAGGAAUGGAAGAAGAAGUAUGUCACACUGUGUGAUAAUGGCGUGCUCACUUACCACCCCAGUUUACACGACUAUAUGCAGAAUGUACAUGGGAAAGAGAUCGACCUGCUGAGAACGACAGUGAAGGUUCCAGGGAAGCGACCGCCUCGAGCUGUAGCCACAGUCGCCCCCACCGCCAGCCCCAAAACCAACGGCCUCACCAAAGACCGCAGCGGCCUGCAGCUGGGCAUAGGCAACACAGGCGCGCCGCAUUCCAACAGCAGUUCAUCCCUGGCGGGCGGGUUGGUGUUUGGGAAGGACAGUAUGCACCAGCGCUCUUUCUCGGUGUCCAGUGCAGACCAGUGGAACGAAGCCAUCAACACCAGUACGACCAGCGGCGCAUCAAACGGUAUGGGUGACCCGACCAAUUCUAAUUUGAGCGGUGCCACAAGUCCCAAACUUGAACCCCCGCCAUCGCCCCACGCCAACCGCAAGAAGCACAGGAGGAAAAAGAGCACGGGCAUCACCAAGCCAGACGGCCUUUCAACGGGCAACGAAGAGCAAGAGGAUUCUUUCGAGUUCGUCAUUGUGUCGUUGACGGGACAGACGUGGAACUUCGAAGCCUCUACGUACGAAGAAAGAGAAUUGUGGGUCCAAGCCAUCGAAAGUCAGAUCUUCGCCAGUCUUCAGUCGUGUGAAAGCAUAAAGAACAAGUCCCGGUUAGGCAGCCAGAGUGAUGCCAUGACCAUCCAGUCCAUACGGAAUGUGAGGGGAAACAGCUUCUGCGUGGACUGCGAUGCACCCAAUCCAGAUUGGGCCAGUUUGAACCUGGGGGCCCUGAUGUGCAUCGAGUGUUCGGGGAUCCACAGGAACCUGGGCACGCACCUGUCCCGUGUGCGCUCCUUGGACCUGGACGACUGGCCGGUGGAGCUCAGCAUGGUCAUGACGGCCAUCGGGAACGCAAUGGCCAACAGCGUGUGGGAGGGAGCCUUGGACGGAUACAACAAACCAGGAAGUGACAGCACCAGGGAGGAGAAGGAGCGGUGGAUCCGGGCAAAGUACGAGCAGAAGCUGUUUGUGGUGGGGCUGCCUCAGUCCGACAUCCCCCUGGGACAGCAACUGCUCCGGGCCGUGGUGGAGGACGACCUGAGGCUGGUGGUGGUGCUGCUGGCUCACGGCACCAAAGAGGAGGUGAACGAGACGUACGGGGACGGAGACGGACGCACCGCUCUGCACCUGUCCUGCGCCAUGGCCAACGUGGUCAUCACACAGCUGCUCAUAUGGUACGGCGUGGAAGUGAAGAGCCGUGACGCCCGCGGUCAGACCCCGCUAUCGUACGCCCGUCGAGCCGGGAGCCAGGAGUGUUCCGACAUCCUGCUCCAACACGGCUGCCCCAACGACAACAGCAGCCUGACCUCGGUGCCCACCCCCAACAUGAGCCGCAGGAACCCCAACAUCAACAAUAACAAUGCGCAGUGCGAGCUCAACCGCAGUAUUAGCAUCAUGUAG
Messenger RNA from Knipowitschia caucasica, 1581 nucleotides. Lineage: Eukaryota; Metazoa; Chordata; Actinopteri; Gobiiformes; Gobiidae. The record is from the annotation of a GenBank genome assembly.